ACUCUUUGGAUUAGAAAAACUUGAGAAAUUGUCAGUUGAUAAAUUUUCCUUCACAGGAGUUAUCUCAAUUCCAAAGCAACAAUACAGUGUAAUGGAGAGGGAGGCAAGAGGCAGCCUUUAAUAUUGGUCAACAAGUGCUAACAACUUGGACCACUCAGUAGCCAGUGCGCUCAUUUGGAACAGAAGAUCGUCCCACGGACCGCCCUGCUCCUCCAAGGGAAGAAGUUUAUGAAUACAUCAUCUUUCGAGGGAGUGAUAUUAAAGAUAUCACUGUAUGUGAGCCACCAAAAGCACAGCAUAAUCUGCCCCAAGAUCCUGCUAUUGUCCAAUCGUCUCUGAGCUCUGCGUCUGCAUCUUCUUUUCAACCUCAUGUGCCUUAUAGUCCCUUCAGAGGGAUGCCACCCUACAGCCAGCUUGCUGCCAGUUCCUUAAUUGGCCAACAGUAUGCAGCAUCCCUUGGAUUAGAGAAGCUGGUAAGCCCUCCAGCAUCAGCAGCUGCUUCCAGUCCUAGCACUUCUUCAUCUCCUCAGCCAGUUUCAGAACCUGACUUAUCAUCAGAGCCACAUCUGCUGUCUUCUAAGGGUGCUGCUUUUCCAUCUGUUCAUUCAGUGCGCAAAAGUCCAAUGGUGGAGCAAGCUGUUCAGACUGGCCCCCUCGAUAACAGCUUGAAUCCCAAAAAGGCAGGCAAAGCUCCUCCAGCGAUUCAACGCAACACACGUCAGAUUCAACAGAAUAACAAGGCAAAUGAUAUAGUUGAACCACCACCUGUGCAAACGCAAGGGCAGGUGAAUGAUGAGAAUAGAAGGCCCCAGAGGAGGAGAUCAGGAAAUAGAAGAACUAGGAAUCGUUCCAGAGGACAGAAUCGACCAGCUGCUGUGAAAGAGAAUACAAUAAAGUUUGAAGGUGACUUUGAUUUUGAAAGCGCCAAUGCACAGUUCAACCGAGAAGAGUUGGAUAAAGAAUUCAGGAAGAAGCUUAACUUCAAGGAUGAUAAAGUUGACACGGGAGAAGAAAAGGGAGAGCCUACUGUGGCUGCUGAAAACUGUGAUGGCAAUCCAGAUGAAGAUCUACUGGGACCCAAUUGUUACUAUGACAAAACAAAAUCCUUCUUUGACAACAUCUCAUCAGAAUUGAAGUCUAGUUCACGGCGUACAACAUGGGCUGAAGAACGGAAGCUCAACACAGAGACAUUUGGUGUAUCUGGGCGAUUUCUCCGUGGCCGCAGUUUUCGUGGGGGAUUUCGUGGUGGAAGGGGGUCUGGAGCUGUGCGGCGAAGUCAGGCUACUCCCAGAGUUGGCACUGGAAGAGUUUGAAUCCUGCAGAGUUUUCAACCACAUUGCUAUGAAGUCAUGUACAUAGGAAAGAGGGAACAAUAAAAACUGCUGCACUUAAAGGAUGGGUGAAUGAAACAUUAUGUUCACAUGCCUGAAUUCCGGUGAAAUUACUGCUAAUAUGUCACAGCAGGAUUGGAGCACUGGAAUUACUUCAGAAGGAGUGUGCUUAGAAACCACCAAUUCAAGAAGUUCUCAUUUUUUUGGAUUUUUCUUUUUUGCGGGUGGGGGUCUUUUUAAAAGUAGUGCAAGAAACCUGUGCUGCUUUUAAGUUCCAACCGCUGUUGUAGUUGAACGCAGGGAAUGCUUGUUCUAUUCUUAAAGAAAGCAAUGCAAUUCUAAAUUCUUCAAAAAUGAAACCAGCAACUUAAUCUGGAGAGCCAAAUGUCUGCUGGUGUCCUUUUGUUCUGACUUCUAUGCCUUUCUCUUCACCUUCCUGCCCCUCCUCAAGCAGAUUGUUUUGAUGUCUAGAAACAAAUUCUAGUGCAGAAAUGUUGUGUGUGUGAUGUGGUGAUGGGAUUUGUUGCUGACCAUGUAUCUGUAAUUCCGACUUGCCACUUGAGAAAUAGGAUUUCUCUGGAGAGUUACACCGCAGAGUUGCUUGGAGUGCUGGUCACCCCUCUCAAAAGAACUAGUAUCUCAAAUGGUGGCCCAGGAUAAAUGCCAUUUUCAACUUCCUAAUGAUGAGCCAUUCUCCUUAUGUGGAGAAGGCUAAAACUUGCAUAAUGCCCUUGCAGCAAAUCUUGAGGGAUGUUUUUUAUCUCUCUGAUUUAAAGGGGAAAGUCCAAGCUUCAAGCAUUCAUUCAUGUUCUCUCAGAAUGCGAAAUGUGAUGUCUAAAUGAAGCUUGGGCAACCAGUAUGUUCAGUUGCUCUUCUUAAUCUCCCCCAACUUUAUAAAUAGUUCAACUUUUUUGUGUUUUUAAAAUAGUUGUGGAGGAUGAGCGCACAGGGAUUAUAAACUUGCAUGGAAAUGGGUAAAGCCUUUAGUAAUAGGUUUGUGCCACUUUUGUUAUCUGUAGGAAUAUUCUGUUGAAAGGCUUCCAUAGUGGAUGCCGUUUCUCUCCUCCCCCCCACCCCCAUUUCCAUGGCUCCCCUAGGUCAUGCAUUAAGUUGGUGUAAAGCUUUAGUUUCUUUUGUAGGCCUUCAUCACAAAGGGUUAACACAUUGUGGUGAGGUCGCGUUAUGGAGUCAUGUAAAUUGUAAUUAUAAAUAAACAUGUAAAUGUU
Python bivittatus (Burmese python) is the source of this 2557-nucleotide messenger RNA. NCBI's taxonomy places the organism in Eukaryota, Metazoa, Chordata, Lepidosauria, Squamata, Pythonidae. The record is from RefSeq and is a predicted model, not a curated record.